Brassica napus (rape) is the source of this 2033-nucleotide messenger RNA. RefSeq names its product S-protein homolog 13-like. The annotation marks the transcript as partial. NCBI's taxonomy places the organism in Eukaryota, Viridiplantae, Streptophyta, Magnoliopsida, Brassicales, Brassicaceae. The transcript has a single exon. The record is from RefSeq and is a predicted model, not a curated record.
UUCAAGAGAGCUAUGGGGUUCAGGUUUAAGAUCGGAUCAAGUUUCCGUUUAGCCACCGCAUUCACAUGGUGCCUUCUCAUUGCAUCAACCUAUUUUCCAUCCACCACAUCAGCAGCCCGGUUUGAGGUAAGAAACGAGAUAACCAAAUUCCCGGGAAGAAACAGACAACUCUCGUUUGAAUGUUGGUCAACUACCAACGAUCUAGGCUUGCAUGCUCUCAACCCAGGAGAAUCCAAAAGCUGGUCGUUCAAGGCGGUAUACAUCAAGUUACCGUUCAUGUACACGUACUUUCAGUGCAGGUUCUUCGUCGGCUUUGGCUCGCCUGAUGGUCAGAUCGCAACUGUUUUUGCUGGUGAGAGAAAAUUCAGGUACGAAUGCGAUGAUCAGGAGGAAGAGUGCAUUUGGGUGGUGAAGAGAGAAGGGUUAUAUCUAAGGAAGAUCACAAGGGAUGAUGAUAAAGGCCAAAGGCUUUACGAAGACAAAUUGAAACUGGCUUGGAUUGGUGGUACUAACUACUUCCCGAUUUAUGAGGAUCAAUAAUCAUAACAUUUCCAUAUAAAUAGCAAACAUCUUCUAUUUGUUUUUUUAUUUUACUUUUUCAAACAUCUUUUAUUUAUUUUUCCUCUUUAUGUAUUUUUUUUUUUGAACACAAAUUACUUUCAUUCAGUCUCAACUCUUUCGGUUACAAUGAAAAGAGGGAAUGCACCAUUCUCUUUGAUUCAAAAGAUAAAAUACAAUAACACAAAUAGAUAAACAAGAUAGUUCUUCAUGAGAAGAUGACAGCAAAUUCAAGACGAAACUCGAAUGCGUCGAUAAGGCUUUCACGACAAAGUCAGACAGCUGAGAAAUAGUCACACAAAGAGGUGACGUUAGCACCCAAUCCGCACUUCGGAAUAUCGUCGAAACGAAAUCCGUUGCAUCUUCAGGCCCCGAACGAGUCGCUCCACAAGAUAGCCAAACGGUUAUAGAUAUGGAUGAACACUUCUAUUUAAUGUUUGGAAGGGAAACACUCCUUAACAAGGAGGUAGUGGAUGAAAAGGUUCGCUUCUCCAAGCAGAAGUAUACUAGUGGUGAUGAAGGAGAUCCCGGUGAACCCAUCGGUGACCGAGCAAACAUUAAUCUCUUCUCAUAAGAGAGAUAAGGCAAUCCAGCUUCGGUAAAGAACCCAAAGAACCCAUCAAUAAUCUUUUGGCAAUUAAUCACGGAGACUAAAAACCCCUCACAAAAACGUGGACUGUGAAAUCAGUGGGUUGGGCUUAGAUGUAUACUUAGCAAAUUCGAGAUCAAUACACAAUCAACUCUAAGCAAUGAAAGAGCAUGUUGUUCACACGGGCUUAGAUGAUUACAAUAAAAUACCUGAAAGUUUUUUUUCUUUUUUGCUCAAGCUCCAUAUUUUGGGGCCUUCCAAAGUUUGAAAACAAAGUUUAACAAAAUUUCCAGAGAGUUGCAAUGGAAAAACAAAAAUUCUUGAAACAAGCCAUGUUAUAUAUUAACGGAAGUUUCAUUAAGUUGAAACCAUACCUUUACUAGAGUUUAAACUUAAAAAUGAUAAUGUAGCUUUAGAUUGACACAUGUUUUUUUUUUUGUUAAUUGUUCAUAAGAAAUUUUAAAAUCAAUUGGGUUUUGGCUGAAGUAGUAGAAAAAUACUCCAUCUGUUUCAAAAUACUUGAUGUUUUAAGUGAAUGCACAAGAAUUAAGACAUGCACUUUUUCUUAAAAAGUAACAUUAAAAAUAUAAAGUAAAACUAAUUCAAUCAAUCAUAAAAACAUCAUUGGUAACACAAUUUUCUAUAAAACUAAAACUAAUAUAAAAAUAUCAAAACAUCAAGUAAUUUGAAACAUUUUAAACUCUCCAAAACAUCAUUUAUUUUGAAACAGAGAUGUUAUACUCGAAAAUGAUUUGCGAUAUUAUCAGAUGAAAGCCAAUAUAAAAAAAAAAAAUUGUAAUGCUUUCAAAAUUAGUAAACAAGUUUUUUUUUAAGCAAAAAAAAACAAGUCUUUUGAACAUACAAAAGCUAACGCACUAGCCACCAC